CUGCGAGCAAGUCAUGAUGGUUGAAUCUGCCUCGGAGACAAUACGCUCCACUCCCUCCAGCCAGAACGGGGUCAGCAGCCUCACCAACCAGACAGACGGAGGAGGAGGCGGUGGCGGCGGUGGAGGAGGAGGAAGGGAAGGAGGCGGCGGGGAAACCAAUGGGGAAAUGAGCCCGGUGGAACUCCUGCAUUUUCAGCAGCAGCAGGCUCUCCAGGUGGCAAGACAGUUCCUUCUGCAGCAGGCCACGGGGCUGACCUCUCCUAGCAGCAAUGAGAACAAGCAACCCGCAGUCCAGGUCCCUGUGUCUGUCGCUAUGAUGUCACCUCAGAUGAUCACGCCACAGCAGAUGCAGCAGAUCCUGUCUCCUCCCCAGCUCCAAGCUCUGCUGCAGCAGCAGCAGGCGAUCAUGCUGCAACAGCUGCAGGAAUACUACAAGAAGCAACAGGAGCAGCUUCACCUGCAGCUAUUGACACAGCAGCAAGCCGGAAAGCAGCAACCCAAAGAGCAGCCAUUAGGGAAUAAACAGCUGGCAUUCCAACAGCAGCUACUGCAGAUGCAACAGCUGCAGCAGCAGCACUUGUUAAACCUUCAGCGACAAGGGCUGGUCAGCCUUCAGCCGGGACAAGGCACCGUUCCCCUGCAGACCCUUCCACAAGCUGUGUGUCCCUCGGACCUGCAGCAGCUCUGGAAAGAGGUCACCGCUACCCAGCCUGUAGAAGACAGCAUCAAGCAAGAGGGCCUCGACCUGACCACCAACACUUCAAACUCUACCUCGUUUUCGGCCGCCAAGGUCUCGCCUCCCAUUUCCCACCACUCUCUCCCCAAUGGACAGAGCGCCAUGCUCACGCCAAGGAGGGACAGCAGCUCUUCUCAUGAAGAGAACCCCGGCUCCCACCCUCUGUACGGACACGGAGAAUGCAAGUGGCCUGGUUGCGAAACCCUCUGUGAGGACUUGGGACAGUUUGUCAAACACCUCAAUACGGAACACGCACUUGAUGACCGAAGCACGGCCCAGUGUCGAGUUCAAAUGCAAGUGGUGCAGCAGCUGGAAAUACAGCUGGCGAAAGAAAGCGAGCGUCUCCAGGCAAUGAUGGCCCACCUCCAUAUGAGACCUUCGGAGCCGAAGCCUUUCAGUCAACCUCUGAACCUGGUCUCAAGCGCCACCCUCUCCAAGAGCACUUCAGAUACCUUUCCAGAUGGCUUACCUCAUCCCCCCACCUCCGCCACCGCCCCCAUCACUCCCUUGCGGCAGGGCCCAUCCGUCAUCAGCUCCUCCACCUUACAGACCAUGGGGGCCAUUCGCAGGAGAAACCCUGAAAAAUUCUGCCCCCCAAUAUCUUCAGAGCUUGCACAGAAUCACGAGUUUUACAAAAACACAGACGUCCGGCCGCCCUUCACGUAUGCCUCACUCAUCCGGCAGGCUAUCCUGGAGACCCCAGACAGGCAGCUAACGUUGAAUGAAAUCUACAACUGGUUCACGCGGAUGUUUGCCUACUUCAGGAGGAACACCGCCACCUGGAAGAACGCCGUGCGCCACAACCUGAGCCUGCACAAGUGCUUUGUGCGAGUGGAGAACGUCAAGGGAGCCGUCUGGACGGUAGACGAAGUCGAGUACCAAAAGCGAAGGCCACCAAAGAUGACGGGGAGUCCAACUUUAGUCAAAAACAUGAUUUCGGGACUCAGUUACGGAGCACUUAACGCCAGCUACCAGGCAGCCCUGGCAGAGAGCAACUUCCCCCUCCUGAACAGCCCCACCAUGAUCAACACCAGCUCCACCAGCGGCAUGCUGCACAUCGGCCACGACGACGUGAGCAGCACCGUGGAACAAGUCAACAGCAACGGCAGCAACAGCCCCCGGCUUUCCCCGCAGCAGUACAGCCAUCAAGUCCACGUGAAGGAAGAACCCGCCGAGGCUGAGGACGACAGCAGGCCCAUCUCUCUCAUGGCUACCACCAAUCAGAAUGUGACGAUCCCGGAGGACAGGGACCUGGAGGAGGAGCUGCCGGUGGAAGACUUGUCUUAAGGGCUCUCCCUCCUCACCUAGGGGCAAGCACUUCGCCCCUACCCCCCCCCAGGUGGAGACCAAGCAAUGGCUCCCAUCUCCUCAAGGUGACCUUCGGCAUUAACCUGACAAAGCAAAAGGGUUUCUUCGGUGCAACCUGUUGCUGAAGGCACGUCCCUCCUCCCCCAGACCCUCCCACCCCGGCCCGGUGACUCUUAACAGACUCCCACAAUGGGGGACGUGCAGAGAAACAAAAAAAAACAAUCCCUCCCCCUUUGGUUAGUGAUUGGUGAACGAGGAUGGUAGGUUGUUUCUGUCCGAAAAUUUCUCCUUAUUUCCCCCACCCUGUUUUCCAACUUCAUGGCAAAAGGAAGGCGCCUCCUGUCACGUUGGUUUUCUCAGUAUUUUGUUGGGUCUCAGUCCAUGCUCUGGGCUUUUCCAGUGGUGAUGGGACUA
Messenger RNA from Terrapene triunguis (Three-toed box turtle), 2458 nucleotides. Its product is annotated as forkhead box protein P4. Lineage: Eukaryota; Metazoa; Chordata; Testudines; Emydidae. The record is from RefSeq and is a predicted model, not a curated record. Gene Ontology annotation, molecular function: DNA-binding transcription repressor activity, RNA polymerase II-specific; RNA polymerase II cis-regulatory region sequence-specific DNA binding. Bases 14 to 2023 code for a protein of 669 amino acids. Gene Ontology annotation, biological process: regulation of transcription by RNA polymerase II. Gene Ontology annotation, cellular component: nucleus. The transcript is spliced from 16 exons.